Molecule: messenger RNA, 2898 nt
Organism: Diospyros lotus (date-plum)
Lineage: Eukaryota; Viridiplantae; Streptophyta; Magnoliopsida; Ericales; Ebenaceae
Product: pentatricopeptide repeat-containing protein At3g42630
Exons: 2
Coding region: 367-1398 (343 amino acids)
Molecular function (GO): protein binding
Source: RefSeq, a predicted model, not a curated record
CGAAGUCACAGCGACUCCAAAAUGGAAGCUGGCUCAGUUCUAUCUGUCAAUGCGCCCUUCUGUCUCAUGGGGACUCCCAAUUCCGAACAUUUUAGGGUUCAUUUGCAGCAAAAAGGCUUAUCCAAUCGAGCUUUAGCGCGCAAGAGUGUAUACUUCUAAAAUGGAACAUAAAACUCUCUCUCUCUCUUGCUUGCUCGCUCGCUCUCUCUUAAUGUUUUUCUUCUUUGGGAGUGCUUAGAAUAGGUUCUUCGGCACUGGAAGCAGGAAGUCAGUCUCAACCACACCCCUAAUGAGAAUUGUGCUGCAUUGAUUCAAACCUUUAGCAGAAAAAACUUACCUCAUGUUGCUCCGGAGAUUUUUCUUGAGAUGAAAUCUGAAGGCUUUCCACUUGACGUAUCUGCACUAUCAGCCCUGAUGCUAUGCUAUGCCAAUAACGGUCUUUUUCUUGAAGCUCAGGCAAUUUGGGAUGACAUUCUGAACAGUUCUUUUGUUCCUAAUAGUCAAAUAAUUUCAGAACUCAUUGAUGCCUAUGGCAGGAUGCAACAUUUUGAUGGAGUGCAGAGAAUGCUGUAUCAGUUAAGUUUGAGGGACUAUAAUUCACUACCUGAGAUUUAUGCAGUAGCUCUCACUUCUUUUGGAAAGGGAGGACAGCUGGAGUUGAUGGAAAGUACUCUCGAGGAGAUGAAUUCAAGGGGUUUUGCAUUAGAUUCGGUGAUGGAGAAUGCUAUUGUCAUAUACUAUAGUAUUUUUGGUUCUCUGACUGAGAUGGAAGCUGCUUACAGCCGUCUUAAACGGUCUAGGACUCUCAUAGAGGAAGAAGGUAUAAGGGCAAUGUCCAUUGCCUAUAUAAAAAACAGGAAAUUCUAUAGUUUAGGUGAGUUCCUUAGGGAUGUGGGUCUUGGUAGGAGAAAUGUGGGUAAUCUCCUGUGGAACCUUCUGCUUCUGUCUUAUGCUGCAAAUUUCAAGAUGAAAAGCUUGCAGAGAGAAUUUUUGAGAAUGGUGGAAGCUGGAUUUCAUCCUGAUAUUACAACGUUUAAUAUACGAGCUCUGGCUUUCUCAAAGAUGUCUUUGUUCUGGGAUCUUCAUGUCAGCCUUGAACAUAUGAAGCAUGAACAAGUCAUCCCGGAUCUUGUGACUUAUGGUUGUGUUGUUGAUGCUUACUUGGAUAGGAGACUGGGAAUGAAUUUGGAUUUUGCUUUGAGGAAAAUGAAUGUCCAUGCAUCUCCACAGGUGUUGACCGAUCCUUGUGUAUUUGAGGCCAUGGGAAAAGGGGAUUUCCACUCAAGCUCAGAGGCAUUCUUGGAGUUUGAGAGUUGGGAGACCUGGACUUACAAGAAGCUGAUCAAAACAUAUCUGAAGAAGAAAUACCUGAGUAACCAAAUAUUCUGGAAUUACUGACGUGUGAAUUGUCUAUGAAGAUUAGUGUACAGAUACAAUAUGGACUGGCUGCUUACUGUUAACAGCUUAUGUUUUCGGGUCAAUGAGCAAUCUCUGGCAACUGUCAACUGCUACAGUACAACACGGUGAAAUCAUCCUAACCUUUACAAUCAAUCCCAUUUCUGUUUAGAUUUGUAAAUACUUUGCUCUUUCUUCUUCUUCCUCUUCUUUUUUUUUUUUUUUGUUUAGUAAUUACUUUUAUCUUUUGUUUGCCACUUUCUUAUAUAUUAAAUUUCUUUCUGUGAUCUUCAGACCUUUGUGGUACUCAUUAACUUUGACCAUAUGAAAGGCAAACAAGGAGGGCCUUAAAUUUCGCUUGCAAUGGCACAAUUUGGUAGGUGUUUCCUGUAACUAUGGCAUGUUCUGUAAAAAUGAUCCGAGUUCAUAGAAGAAUUCUGAUGUCUAUGGUCCUUGUUUUUCUUAUUCUUCCUUCCUCUAACCUUUCACAUGCUCUCUUUUGUUUUGAAUUUCCCUUUGUAGCCCAGAGGGAUCAAGUAUUAGAUCAGGUGACACGUUUUGUUGUCUAUGAACUUAUAAAUUGAUUUAGGUUUGUUUGGAAUGUAUGACGCCUUGACUCUUGGCCAGAAAAUGUAGCUAAAGAAUUUGAAAUUGAAUUGAGAGGCUUGGCUCUUAAAUUGUUGAAUGAGAUUUUUUUUUUUUCAGGCAAGUAAUAAAUGGUUGAGAUUUUUAUUCGUUAGCAAUAUCCUCCUAGUCUGAAUUUCAAUUAGAUAUUGACUACAACAAGAAUCACAGCGUUGAGGUAGGGUUGGUUAUCUGAAUUCUAGACCUCCAGCCAUCUCUAUCAUCAGCCAUAUUCUUUGUAAGACCAUUAUACUUUAUAUCAUGUUUAACGGUUCCUCACUAAGUUUUUUGUGGUUGUUCUCUCACUCUUACAAGGGAAUAUGAACUUAAAAAAAGUACUAACAACUGUAUAUGGAUGUUCGUCAUUUUCAAGUCCUGAUAUCAAAAUGCAAGCCCCUUUUAAAUCUUGCCCAGCAGCGAUUAAGUUGAUCUGGGAGAACAAUACAGACUAAAGUUGGGUGAUGUCUGCUCGUGAGAAGUUGUGAAUUAAUGGCUUAAAUAAGUAGAAGAGGGAUGUUAUAGGCUCUUUUGGUUGCUAAACUGGUAAGGUUUCUUUUGAUUUCCUUCUUUCUUUAUUUCUUUUUUGUAUUAUUCUUUGUAUUAGUGAUGUGCUAGUGGACUAGCUGCUGAAACUUCUGAACAUCGAAACAUUGGAAGGUUGUAGAAAAGCAUAGAUUAAACCAAGAGUGGUGUAAGAUUUUUCAAUGUAUUUCUAUCAGUUCAACCCUGGUUGAGAACUACUUGUUUCUGAAGAAGAAUCGAGUAAGAUGCUCCUUGAGAAAUGCUGGAUCAAAGUGGUGAAACUCAUCAUCUAUAUAUUAUUCGAAUUUUCUAGCAAGAUAAUGCCAAUAACUUUCAUGUGAACAACAGCAUUGCAAA